AUGCCGGCCAUUCUCUCUAACCUAGCCCCGUCAGUCGAGCACCAGCAACAAUCAAAGCUCGCAACAACACAACUUACCGCCACAACCAACCCCGUCCCCUCAACCGCAGACUGUGCCGCCCAUCUCGAACUCCUCGAGACCUUCGUCACACUCCGCGACGCAGUCCACCUGCUCGCUGCCGACGCGGGCCAAGUACCCGAGCGCGUAUGGGACCUGUACUGCGACCGCGCCGUCGCCCGUUUCGAGCAAUGGACUACUAGCGCCGAGAGGCCGGCGGAGCAGAUGCCGCCCGUUGACGUGCUCAUGGCGUGGCACGCGCUGAUGCUGCACCCGAAGGCCUACGCACGCUUCAUCGAGCUCGGCGGCCGUCUGGGUCUGGAUGGGAUUAACUGGUCCGAAGUUUCGAGAUCGUCAAACCUCGAAUCUCUCAUCGCCUCAAUCGACCUCCCUUCCCUCCUCUCACCACCAGCCUCCCAGACCGGCACCUUUGCCCACACCUCCCAAACAGGAACAACCCUCUUCACAUACCCUCUCACUGCAGCAAUCAACCGCCAAUUCUCCUUCUCCCUCAAAAUGUCCUCCCACGCCUGGCUCCACAGCUCAAGCCCCGCAGACCUGCUGACCGCGGCGCAAACCCGCUACGCGCAAUUCUUCCACCUCAUCGCCGCGCACCCGGGCACCGUCAUGGUGCCGACUCUCGACAUUGACCUCGUCUGGCACACGCACCAGCUCGCGCCGGCGCGGUACAUGGCCUACUCGAAGCGGAUGACGGGGAAGCUGGUGGACCACGAUGACGAGAUCCCCGACGAGAGUCUGGCGGUGCUGUCGACGGAUAUGAGGGCGCUUUGGAGGGAGGCGUUUGACGAGGAGUAUCUCCCUGCUGCUUGCCAGGAGGAUGCUGGGUGUGGAGGCGGUUGUGGUGGUGGAUGUGGAGGGGAGGGUGGAUGCGGGAGCUGUGGUGCCAUGAAAUGA
Messenger RNA from Colletotrichum paranaense, 972 nucleotides. RefSeq lists its product as uncharacterized. The transcript has 3 exons. The record is from RefSeq and is a predicted model, not a curated record. The coding region runs from base 1 to 972 and encodes 323 amino acids. Lineage: Eukaryota; Fungi; Ascomycota; Sordariomycetes; Glomerellales; Glomerellaceae.